Molecule: messenger RNA, 3372 nt
Organism: Numida meleagris (helmeted guineafowl)
Lineage: Eukaryota; Metazoa; Chordata; Aves; Galliformes; Numididae
Gene: UCKL1
Product: uridine-cytidine kinase 1 like 1
Exons: 15
Coding region: 1479-3080 (533 amino acids)
Cellular component (GO): cytoplasm
Molecular function (GO): kinase activity; ATP binding
Source: RefSeq, a predicted model, not a curated record
CCGCCGGGUCGGGUCGCGGGGCCACGUGGCGGCAUCCGCUCCCCGCGUCCUAACGGGGAUCGCCGCGCGGCGCCGCCCGGGGCACCGAGCCCACGGCCCCGGCUGCUGAGAACGGCUCCGAGCUGCGGCGAGCUCCCGCGUCCCGCGCGGGGUCAGUUCCGCGUCCCGCGCCUCUGGGGCCGCCUCCGUCUCUUCCCCCUGCGGCGAGCUCGGUUCUUCUUUAGGCCGAGCGCUCCGCUCCUUGUGCCCGAAGAGCGGAGGCGGGAUCUGGGCUUAAAAACGUUCCGGUAGGAAGAACUAAAAUCCCAACCGGUUCGUCCCGCACGAGAGCUCCGGAGCGCGGGGUGAGGUGCGGGCCGCGCUGGACAAAGGCAGGAAGCGACGGGGGACGAUGGCAGCGGGCAAGGACCGCGGGGUUCCAGCUCCUGAUCCCUUUCUUUUUUUUUUGUUUUGGGAAAGAAGAGAAAUCGCUGCGGAAGGGAAUUUUAUUCUUAAAGCCUUAGAGUGCUUUUCCAGAGCGGGGAUGGGGAAGGGGAGCUGGCUGCAGGGCUGCGGCGCUGGGGAUGUGCCCCCGUGUCCCCCCGUGUCCCCUGUCCCCGUGUGCCCCAGCGCUGUGCUGGCCCUGCCACAGUCCCGCGCUCAUCCCGCUGCUGCGCCUGGCAUUGCCACUGAACUACAGCGCUGUGCACUGGGACAGCGGGGUCCCCGUGUCUCCGGAGGAGGAGGAGGAGGAGGAGGAGGAGGAGGAAGGCCCUGCCCCCAUCUCCAGACCUUCCCCUGCUCGGUGCCUGCCUUGUCCCCGGUGUCCCUCGGAGCUGUCCCCUGCCUGUGCCGGGGGGGAUUUGGUGACCCCAGAGCUGUGCCCGCUGUCACCACGUGGACGUAGCACGGAGCUGAUUCUCGAGCGCCGCGGAACCGAACCUUGGGGUUCCUGACCCCAGCGCUGGGCUCGGGGCUGCGGAAAUGCCGGGGGGGCGGCGGGCAGCAGGGACCCGACCGAGCAGCGUUAUUCUUAGCGCCGGGUGUUGGGUUUCGCACUUGUUUACUGCUGGUGGCUCUUCCCACGGAGCCGGAGGGGCUCCGAGCAGCAGCGCGGGCUGUGGGAGGCUCAGAGCCCCCGCUCCAUCCACGCCCCAGGACCCCCCAGCCCCGCGCUCACCGUGCCGAGCAGCCCCGUGCUCUGAGUGCUCAAAGCAGCACAGGAGCCCCUGUCCAACAUUGGUUGUUUGUCCGCCCAGAGGAGGUGUUACCCCCGCCCCCCCCCUUGUUUUUUCUUUAAUCAAGCCAGUGCUAUUAAUAUCAGGUAAUGAACAUAAUCUCGGCGUUAAGCUAUCCUCUUAUGCACGCUGAGCUCCCAGCACCUCCCGUCCCAGCGCCGUGCCCCCCUCCCCCGUGCUGCCUGGCUCCGGGCCCCCCUGCACCAUUUGGGGCCAGCCCUGCAUGGCUCGUCCCAGCCGAGCGGCACCGAGCCCCCAGCCAUGAGCAGUCCCCCCACCUACGGCAGCGUCCGCAUCUCGGGCUGCCGGGCCCUGGCACCCACGGGCAGCAACAGCAGCGCUGAGUCGCUGGACCGGCUGUACCCGGCGGUGGGCUCCUCCAAGCCGCCCCGAAAGCGGACCACCAGCCAGUGCAAGUCGGAGCCCCCACUGCUGCGCACCAGCAAAAGAACCAUCUACACCGCCGGGCGGCCGCCCUGGUACAAUGAGCACGGGACGCAGUCCAAGGAGGCCUUUGUCAUAGGUCUGGGAGGGGGCAGCGCCUCUGGGAAGACCACGGUGGCCACCAUGAUCAUCGAGGCUCUGGAUGUCCCUUGGGUGGUUCUGCUCUCCAUGGACUCCUUCUACAAGGUGCUGACCAAGCAGCAGCAGGAGCAGGCGGCCAGCAACGACUUCAACUUCGACCACCCCGAUGCCUUUGACUUUGACCUCAUCAUCGCCACCCUGAAGAAGCUGAAGCAGGGCAAGAGCGUGAAGAUCCCCAUCUACGACUUCACCACCCACAGCCGGAAGAAGGAAUGGAAAACCCUCUAUGGUGCCAAUGUGAUUAUUUUUGAAGGUAUCAUGGCAUUCGCGGACAAGGAGCUGCUGAAGCUCCUCGACCUGAAGAUCUUCGUGGACACGGACUCGGACAUCCGCCUGGUGCGCCGCCUGCGCAGGGACAUCAGCGAGCGCGGCCGCGACAUCGAGGGCGUCAUCAAGCAGUACAACAAGUUUGUGAAGCCCGCCUUCGACCAGUACAUCCAGCCCACCAUGCGGCUGGCCGACAUCGUCGUGCCCCGAGGGAGUGGAAACACAGUGGCCAUCGACCUGAUCGUCCAACACGUGCACAGCCAGCUGGAGGAGCGUGAACUCAGUGUCAGGGCCGCCCUGGCCUCUGCCCACCAGUACCACCCCCUUCCACAGACCCUCAGCGUGCUGAAGAGCACCCCUCAGGUGCGGGGCAUGCACACCAUCAUCAGAAACAAGGAGACCAGCAGGGACGAGUUCAUUUUCUACUCCAAGAGGCUGAUGCGGUUGCUGAUUGAGCACGCGCUCUCGUUUCUCCCUUUCCAGAGUUGCACUGUCCAGACCCCCCAGGGACAGGACUACGAAGGGAGGACAUACAGUGGGAAGCAAAUCACCGGGGUGUCCAUCCUGCGGGCGGGCGAGACCAUGGAGCCGGCGCUGCGAGCUGUCUGCAAGGACGUCCGCAUCGGGACCAUUCUCAUCCAGACCAACUGCAACACGGGCGAGCCGGAGCUCCACUACCUGCGGCUGCCAAAGGACAUCAGCGAGGACCACGUCAUCCUGAUGGACUGCACGGUCUCCACGGGCGCUGCAGCCAUGAUGGCCGUGCGGGUGCUGCUGGAUCAUGAUGUCCCAGAAGACAAGAUCUUCCUCCUCUCCCUGCUGAUGGCAGAGAUGGGUGUCCACUCGGUCGCCUACGCCUUCCCCCGGGUGAAGAUCAUCACCACAGCCGUGGACAAGAAGGUGAACGACCUUUUCCGGAUCAUCCCUGGCAUUGGGAACUUUGGCGAUCGGUACUUUGGGACGGAUGCUCCUCCCGACUGGAGCGACGAUGAGGAUGCUCUCAGCACUUAGCUGGGUGGGAGAUGCCACCAGCGCCAGGCAGCUUCAGCACCGCACCUUAACCCCUCCUGCCCAUCGCAGAGAUUUCUCCUUCCUCCUCACCAAGCAUAUAUUUUUUUCAAAUCUUUCAUCAGAGAUCUAGGGCAUAUUUUUUCAAACACAAAUCCUAGUGUGACUUUGUGGACAGCCGCGUGUCCCAGCAUAGAGUGGAGUUAAUUUAUUUUAAUUUAACUAUUUGCUUAUAUAACUUAUUGGAGAUAUUUUAUAAAGAAAAAUAAUAAAUUUUUUCUCUGGUUUUCUUGAA